GUUCCUCAUAGAUAAUUUGCUUAUCUUGAACAUUUUAUGAAAUCAUGGAGAUGUCUGAUGGAAAGACUGUAAAACUGUUUCAAUGUAUGGUUUAUGCAAAGGAAAUCACCUUGCUUUUGUUUAUUAUCUAACUUUUGCCUCUUACUACUUUGUUAUAAACCUUUUCCCUGUUUCAGAGACGCCCGGAACAGCAGAGUUGCUCUGUUUGACGGCAUUAAGGAGGGAGGCAUCCGAGCAUCAUCACUUUACUCCUCCUAUAAUGAAAUUGAUGAACAAGAUAACGAGCGAGCAAUGGGUGGAUUGCAAGAUAGAGUCAGUUUGUUGAAAAGAAUCUCAAGUGAUAUACACGAGGAGGUGGAUAGUCAUAACCGGAUGCUGGACCGCAUGGGGAAUGACAUGGAUUCUUCAAGAGGAGUUCUUUCAGGAACUAUGGACAAAUUCAAAAUGGUAUGUGGAUUGUGGAAUUGUAAAACCAUAUGGCUUUUGCAGUAGAGUUUUCAUCUGGUUCUGAUUUUUCUUUGUAUUUGUUUUCUUCUCUACUUUUUUUCCCCACUCUUUUAAUUAUGUUGUACCUUCUUUCAGGUCUUUGAGAAAAAAAUACAGCCGAAGAACGUUUUCACUUAUAGCAUCCUUUGUUGUGCUUUUCCUUAUAACAUACUUUUUAUGUUGUAAUUCAGGCCCGUGAAUUCCUUUCCAAAUGGGGUGAUCUCAGCCAGACCCAAAUUUUUGCUAAGAAUGAAAUGUUGAGGGCUUGACCCAUUUUGAUGAGAUUCUAUGAGAAGCUGAUGGUAUUAUCCAAUCUCGUGGUAAUUUGGGCAUUGAUCUUCCACCAGAUAAGGUGUUCUUAUUUCGAAAAUCUGCCCUAUACAAGUGUAAUAUGGCUGGAAAACCUGCUGUACUUACAUGUGUUGUGGAUAGUAUGACUGACAACUUAAGACCCACUCGUGCUGAAGCCACUGAUGUUGCCAAUGCUGUUUUGGAUGGCAGUGAUGCAAUACUUCUGGGUGCUGAGACCUUGCGUGGGUUGUACCCUAUUGAGACUAUUUCCACUUUUGGCGGAAUUUGUUCAGAGGCUGAGAAGGUUUUCAAUCAAGACCUCUAUU
Arachis duranensis is the source of this 1103-nucleotide messenger RNA. RefSeq names its product bet1-like SNARE 1-1. The record is from RefSeq and is a predicted model, not a curated record. Lineage: Eukaryota; Viridiplantae; Streptophyta; Magnoliopsida; Fabales; Fabaceae. The transcript is spliced from 7 exons. The coding region runs from base 94 to 492 and encodes 132 amino acids.